CUUUAAAAAAGGAGGGUGAGGGAGGGGGGCAGUGGUAGGAAGCCCCCCCUCCCUCUCUUCUAGCGCCAACCAAACCACUGAGAGAUAGAUUGCGACCUUUCCCUUUCUUUUCCUUCUUCUCCCACAUCGAUCGAUAUCCCUGUUUGGGAGGGGUUAGAGGGAAUGGGAGGGCACUCCUGCAGCUUCACGCAGAAGCUGCGGAAGGGCCUCUGGUCUCCCGAGGAGGACGACAAGCUGCGCAAGCACAUUGCCAAGUUCGGCCAUGGCUGCUGGAGCUCUGUCCCUAAACAAGCUGGUCUCCAGAGGUGCGGCAAGAGUUGCAGGCUCAGGUGGAUCAACUACCUCAGGCCGGACCUCAAGCGGGGUACGUUCUCGAGCCAGGAAGAAGAGCUCGUAGUCGAGCUCCAUGCCGUCCUCGGAAACAAGUGGUCGAGGAUUGCGGCGCGGUUGCCGGGGAGGACGGACAACGAGAUCAAGAACUUGUGGAAUUCCUGCAUUAAGAAGAAGCUGAGGCGGCGAGGGGUGGACCCGGACACCCACAGGCCGGUCGCCGCCGAGGGCGGCGAGAGCAGCGGGAAGAGCUCUGAGCCGUCGGCGGAGGAGAGCAUGAGCGGCGGCGCGUUGCGGCCGGGGAAGGAGGAGGCGUCGCCGGACCAGUUCCUCGCCGGCCGCGGCUCGUGUUCGGUCGGUUGUUACUUCCCCUUCGGCGGCCAGCAGCAGCUCCUCUGGCCCAACCCCGCGGUUUUCCCGACGGCGACGGCGACGGCGACGGCGACGGCUCCGCCCCAACCUCCUCCCUGUUUCCCGGAGGACGGGAACUGGUACGCCGAGGAGGAAGAAGCCUCGUGGACGGCGCAGCUGUGCGGCGACGACCAAGAGCUCAAGUGGUCCGACGAUUCGCCGCCGCCGGCCCUGUUCGCCGCCGGAACCCAAUUUGCUCCGAACUGCUUCAGCAAUUGGCAGCAGAUUCACGCUCCGGAGCUCAACGCCAAGGAUUUCCCGUCCAUCUCGCACGCCAUGGACCAAAUCUGAAGCUAAAUCCGUGCCGAUGAAUCCUCAAAAUUGCUACAGCUAGCUUUGUAUAUACAUGUAUAUAUAUUUUGUGCAGAUUUCAAGUUAUUUUUUCUCUGUUUUUUUCUUUCUUUUGUUGAAUCGAUAAUUGCAUGAAUAGCCAACAAAUUCUAGUUUUC
Messenger RNA from Zingiber officinale, 1190 nucleotides. Its product is annotated as transcription factor MYB61-like. The coding region runs from base 163 to 1032 and encodes 289 amino acids. Lineage: Eukaryota; Viridiplantae; Streptophyta; Magnoliopsida; Zingiberales; Zingiberaceae. The record is from RefSeq and is a predicted model, not a curated record. Gene Ontology annotation, biological process: regulation of stomatal movement. The transcript is spliced from 3 exons.